UCUCCUCUGUCCAGCACCUCCGGGGCACUCAAAGGCUCCACCUCCCCCCCCUCCAUCUUCUUCUUCCCUCUAACAUCCUUCCCUUCCUCCCCUCUCCUUCUCUGGAAGCCUCCCUGGAAUGACCCCCAGUGAUUUUGCCCAGGGCCAUCACUUCCUGUCCCCCAGCACUGCAGUCCAGGUCCUUGACUACUUCCUUGUCUCCAAGACAUGCCCAGCUCUCCCACCAUCCUAGGAGCUCUGAGGGCAGGGCCUGGGUCUCCAUCCUCCUUGGGCUGGGCAUGUGUUGAGCACCUAUAUCCCAGGCAUGUCAGAAGAGGUCAGCUGGAGCCAGUGACAGACACAGUCAGGCCAAGAGCAUCUUGCUCUCCAAGGCCCAGCCCAGGCACAGGAGAGGAUAAAAGUCCCGUGCUGGGGCCUCAGGGCAGGAACUCACACACCUUGACAAUCUUCUGUCUGCCUGUAGCUGCCUCGGUCUCUGUCAUGUCUUUCUCCUCAUGCCGGGCCCAGAGGGGCUUCAGCGCUCGCUCAGCCUGUUCUGCCCGUGCGGGGGGCCGUAGCAGCAGUAGUUUCAGCAGCAGGAGCAUCAGUUCCUUUGGGGGCUACCGAGGAGGUUCUCAUGGAAGGGUCUGGGGGUCUGGGGGAAGGCUGGGGGUGCAGUUUGGGGAGGGCAGUGGGGGGCCUGGGCUUUCCCUGUACCCUCCGGGGGGCAUCCAGGAAGUGACCAUCAACCGGAGUCUGCUGACCCCCCUGAAGAUUGGGAUGGACCACCAGUUCCAGGCGGUGCGGACUCAGGAGACCCAAGAGAUCAUAACUCUCAACAACCAGUUUGCUUCCUUUAUUGACAAGGUACGGCUCCUGGAGCAGCAGAACAAGGUCCUGGAGACCAAGUGGACCCUGCUGCAGCAGUUGGGGGUGAGUGACAGACCCCAGGGCCUGGACUCUUUCUUUGAGGCCCACCUGGCUCAGCUCCGGAAACAGCUGGAGCAGCUCCAGAGAGAACGAGGGGCUAUGGAUGCUGAGCUGAAGUCCUGCCAGGACCAGGAGGAAGAGUAUAAGGCCAAGUAUGAGCAGGAGGCCAACAAGCAUGCCAUGGUGGAGAAUGACUUUGUGGUCCUCAAAAAGGAUGUGGAUGACUUUUUCCAGAGCAAGAUGGAGUUGGAAAGCAAUUUGGAGGCUCUGAGAGAGUACAUCUGCUUCUUGAAGCGUCUGUAUGAAGAAGAGCUGGGCCAGCUCCAGACCCAGGCCAGUAACAUGUCUGUGGUGCUGUCCAUGGACAACAACCGCUGCCUGGAUUUCAGCAACAUCAUUGCUGAGGUCCGCGCUGGCUACGAGGAGAUUGCCCGGACCAGCAAAGCUGAGGCCGAGAUGCUAUACCAGACAAAGUACCAGGAGCUUCAGGUGUCUGCCCAGCUUCAUGGCAACAGCAUGAAGGAAACCAAAGUCCAGAUCUCUCAGCUGCAGCGGGCAAUUCAGAGUCUGCAGAGUCAGAUUGAGAACCUCAAGAAGCAGAAUGCCAACCUGCAGGUCGUCAUCACUGAUGCAGAGCAGCAUGGGGCCUUGGCCCUCAAGGAUGCUCAGGCCAAGCUGGAGGAGCUAGAGGCUGCUCUGCGCACCGCGAAGCAGGACCUGGCCCGGCUGCUGCGGGACUACCAGGAGCUGAUGAGCACCAAGCUGGCCCUGGACGUGGAGAUCGCCACCUACCGCAGGCUGCUGGAGGGCGAGGAGUGCCGGAUGUCUGGGGAAUGCACCAGCCAGGUCACCAUCUGUGUCCUUGGAGGAGGCAGUGCUGUUGAGUCUGGAGGAGCCGGUGGCCCGGUGGGCACUUGUGGACUUGCAGGUGGGAAAGGCAGCUAUGGGUCCAGCUGCUCCAGCAUCGUGACUGGAGGCUCCGUCGUCCUGGGCUCUGGGCCGGGCUCUGUUCUGGGCUCUUGCUCUGUGUCUGGCUCUGGCUCCAGCUCCAGCUCCAGGUCCAGCUGUGGCACCAUCCUGAAGAAGACUGUCGAAUCAAGUCUGAAGACAUCUGUUAUAUACUGAGUGACCUGGCAGCCAUUUGCUACCCCUGCCCCUCACCACCCCCCAAGUCCUCUCAGCGCUGCUCCCACCCCCAUCAUCCCCAUCCUUGCGUGGCCAGCUUUCUGUUCAUUGCCCAUGGCCAGAGCCAGCCAACAGGGGACUCUGCAAAAGUCAAUAAAGCCACGCUCUUCUAA
Manis pentadactyla (Chinese pangolin) is the source of this 2207-nucleotide messenger RNA. RefSeq names its product keratin 78 (gene KRT78). Lineage: Eukaryota; Metazoa; Chordata; Mammalia; Pholidota; Manidae. The record is from RefSeq and is a predicted model, not a curated record. Gene Ontology annotation, biological process: intermediate filament organization; keratinization. Bases 208 to 2034 code for a protein of 608 amino acids. Gene Ontology annotation, cellular component: keratin filament. Gene Ontology annotation, molecular function: structural constituent of skin epidermis. The transcript has 9 exons.